GAACAAACACGCCGCUAUGAGAUCUGUAUAAAUACGCCGCAAAUUAAGCAGUAAUAUUUUGAGAUGCUGUUAUUUGCAGCGCCGUGUCCAUCCUCUCCACUCUUUCUAUCGUGAGCUUGUCUCCUUUCAAAAUGUCGGCAUUUCCUUGCGCCCCCACGACGUUUGGGAAUAUCUCAUUGUUCGGGGCGGAGAUUCUGUCCCUACAGACAAGUUUUGUCACCAAUUACACCACCUCUGUUCCUUCUUCUGUUCGCUUCACCCAGCCAUCAGUCGAAGUGCAGAACGCGAGCUUCUGUAACAUCACAGUAACCUACACCCACCCAGGUCAAGACGAUGUCGUCAACUUCGAAGCUUGGCUUCCCGCAGAGGGAUGGAACGGUCGUCUCCAGGCUGUCGGGGGCGGCGGUUGGGUUGCAGGCCGCAGUGAACCCUUUUACAGCGCCAUGGGAGGAGCAAUAGCUGACGGCUAUGCGACGAUCACGACUGACGCUGGGUUGGGGAACUCUUUGGACGCGAGUCCUUGGGCACUUCUCAGCCCUGGAAAUGUUAACCUAUACAAUCUGCAAAACCUUGCGUCUGUGUCACUCGAUGACGGGGCAAUCAUUGGGAAGUCGCUCAUCAAUUACUAUUAUGGUCGCGGACCAGACUAUUCCUACUGGAAUGGCUGCUCCCAAGGGGGCCGUCAAGGGCUCAUGCUGGCACAACAGUAUCCAACUCAGUAUGAUGGUAUCGCCGCCGGUGCUCCAGGGAUUCAAUGGACCGAUUUCUUCCCUAGCAUGCUCUGGCCUCAGCAGUACAUGAACAUGAUUGGGAAGUACCCUCGUGCCUGCGAACUCACGGCGAUCACAGCCGCGGCAGUGUCUGCUUGUGAUGGAUUAGACGGUGUCAAAGACGGGAUUAUUAGUGAAGUCGAUGCGUGCCUUGAUGCAUUCAAUCCUUUCACGAUGGUCGGUCGAGCAAUCAACUGCUCUGAGGCACCUGAAGUCAGUCGUGCAGCAGCAGCUGUAGUCGAUGCUACGUGGCAGGGGAUGCGCAACUCCCAGGGCGUACAGCUGUGGCCGGGACUGAAUCCUGGUACUGAUCUGGCUGUCGGCGUCGCUGCCACCAACUGCUCCACAGGGUCUUGCAGAGGUGUGCCAUUGCCCAUUGCUGUGCAAUGGCUUUCGUUGUUUGUCGCAAGGAGUUCAGAUUUUGAUCUUUCCAACGUCAGUCAUGCUGAGUUUGACUGGAUGGCACACCAAGGGCGGCAAAGGUACAACUCGAUUAUUGGUACUGAUGAUCCUGAUCUCUCUGCUUUUCGUGAUGGCGGAGGGAAGUUGAUCACCUUUCACGGUCUCCUUGACGAGCUUCUCCCUCCAAAGGGGAGUACCAAGUACUACAACAGAGUAUCUGAUCUUAUCCCGGCAGUUCAUGACUUCUACCGCCACUUCGAGGUACCCGGCAUGGGCCAUUGCGGUGGAGGGAGGAGCGGAGGGCCAACUAGUCUAUUUGGUCAACUCCGUGCAUGGGUUGAGAAUGGCACCGCACCGGACCAUACACUGGUCAAGGUUACUGUUCUGGAAGGAAAUGUCCAAGACCGCAUCUUGUGCCCAUAUCCGCAGAAGAGCGUUGUCGAUUCGGACUGUGAUAGGAAUCUGGGAACACGAUGCUGGUCAUGCGAAGGCAGUUUAUAGGUAUCACUCAAGGUCAUUGCUUUUUUUGGAUGAAAUGGCCGAUCGGCCGUUCAUUGUCAUGGAUUUGGAUCCUCUAGUUCUAUGUCCUUGUGGUAUCAUUUGCAGCACACAUCCGAAAUCUCAAGCGCACCCACUUAGUCGAACAAGCCAUACAGCAGGUUCCCCAAGUUAUUCUAUAACGUUCACUGUGGAGUGUUCGUCUAGUCACUGCAGCUGUUCGAGCAGUCGUGCUUUUCAGCGUUAUAUCUGGAGUGGCACUUGCACUGAACGUCCUGGACAGGGUAGCAGCUGCCAGAAACAGAGCCACGGUGGGGAUCCGCCGCGUUGGUGUUCUUGUAGUUGACGGUGAAGGACUUUCCGAGGGAUCCAAAUUUGCGGUUGAUGUAGAAGAGGGCAUUGCCCUUGCGCAGGCCGUUGUUGCAGUACUCGGCGGGCUCGUUGCGCGCCCAGUUGUCGAAUUGGCCGCAGUCAACCCCGUAGUAGCCGUUCACUGUGAGACGGGAAGGUCAGCGACGUGUUCAAGGAAGAAAGGUCAAAUAUCGAGGAUGAUGGAAACUUACUGGCACUGUCGACUAGAAUCCAGGGGUCAACAUGGUCAUCGAAGCAAAAGUCAAGUCUGCACUGGACGCGCUGGCAAUCGCAGUAGCUGAAGCCGCAAUCGCGCUUCUCCAGUUCGAAGGGGACGUAGUUGGGGGAAGAGAUGGCGGCCAGGAUAGGGGAGGCCAUCAGGCUGGCAAGAACCACGGAAAUAAGCGAAGGCAUUUUGGAAAAGAGCGUAAGUAAAGAAUGUAACGAAAGAGUGUGAUGGUUUCUACAAGCCAAAGAGUGUACUGAACGAAUCUGUUGAUCCUCUGUUCACGAGCUUCGAAGAAUCCGGGCAACAAUCCUCUCUUAUAGAUGCGUUUACGAUUGCUAUUAUUGGACUAAGAACACUUACUCGGAGCAGUCUAACAAGACGGGCGUACCCGACUUAGCUUGUACAACGGUUACGCCGUAUCAAUCAGUGGUUGAUCGUGGUUCAUUCAGUCUCUCGGCCGAUGUGAUAGCUCUGUUAGACUUUAGGCUAAGUGCCGGUGUCCCUGUAUCCGUCGGCCUGUGCGCCCACUUCAUCUGCCCAUAUGGCCAUAGCACGAAUCGUGGCCGCGGAACCUCCUCCUAC
Colletotrichum scovillei is the source of this 2832-nucleotide messenger RNA. Its product is annotated as tannase and feruloyl esterase. Lineage: Eukaryota; Fungi; Ascomycota; Sordariomycetes; Glomerellales; Glomerellaceae. Bases 132 to 1673 code for a protein of 513 amino acids. The transcript has 3 exons. The record is from RefSeq and is a predicted model, not a curated record.